AAAAACUUUCUGCAACGGAAUGAAAAAUGUACAUCGUUUUAAUGUCAAUCGCUAUAGUCAGUUUGUCGCGUAAUAAAGGACGAUAUAUUGCUCGUGUAACGUAAUUACUAGCUAUAGAUGAAUGAAACAGUUCCGAGGAGAAGCCGAACGUGUGAGUUUGCAGCCGCAAGAUGAGCACAUUUUGCAUGACGUGGGUUUUUCCGCAGACCUGCCCCGUCAAUUGAAUUCUUUUAGUUCGGUCUAAACGUCUGAUUAUCUUUGACGUUCAGAUAUAGAUUUUGCUGUACUGCGUUGACUGCUAGAAAGAAUCGUCUGCUGCUGCUUUCUGGCUAUUUACUGCAUAAAUUGUAAAUAGAAUAUAUUCGACAUUCCACGCAAUCUUAUCGUUCCAAGACUUUUUACCAAGAUUAUUUUCUUGUUCUGCUGAAGAUAUAAUUUAGCAACUGAUUUAUAUUUAUAUAAACCGGAAAAAAUGGCGACGGGUACCGAUGUUUACGAUGAACUUUAUCUCUAUGCAACUCCAGAUAAAUUCUACAUAGAACCAGUUAGAACAAAUGUACUAUUGAUUAUUGAUAGAUCAUCCCAUCAAAUCCAUAUCCAAGUUGCUAACCCUAGUCAGAUACCACAAACUGCAAGCCGUAGGAAAAUAUGGGGAAUCGUAGGAAUCAUAAAAUUACUUGCAUGUCCUUACUUAAUUGUCAUAGAUGAUGCCCAAAAAGUUGGCACUAUAGCUAAUCAAGAUAUUUACAAAAUUGUUUCCACCCAUAUUGUUCCAUAUACUAGAUCAAUGAUUCACUUGGAUGAAAAGCAGAAGCGUAAUAAUACAACUUACUUAGACAUGGUCAAGGCUGUUCUAAGUACACCUCACUUCUAUUUCAGUUAUACUUAUGAUUUGAGUCAUACUAUGCAAAGACUUCACAACACUCCCCCAGAUUUUUUGCAGUUACCACUCCAUGAGAGAGCUGAUUCAAGGUUUAUUUGGAAUUCAUACUUACUGCAAGAUUUUGCAGCACGACCUGAACAUCACAAAUUUUGUCUUCCAAUUAUUCAUGGAUUUGUUUCACUCAACACAAUUGUUGUAAAUGGCACUCCAUUUAACUGGGGCAUAAUAUCCAGACGUUCAAUUCACCGAGUAGGUACAAGACUAUUCUGCCGAGGUGUAGAUACCAAUGGAAAUGUUGCCAAUUUUGUAGAAACAGAGCAGAUUAUUGAAGCUAAUGGUAGUAAAAGUUCAUUUGUGCAAACUCGUGGAUCAAUUCCAUUGUUUUGGCAGCAAAAUCCCAAUUUAAAAUACAAGCCCAAGCCACAGCUUAUUCCAAAUGAAAAUCAUUUGGUAGCUUGUGCUCGUCACUUUGAUAGUCAAGUUUUCCACUAUGGAAAACAAAUAUUAAUUAAUUUGAUUGACCAUAAGGGACCAGAAGCAGCAUUGGAAAAAGCAUAUCGUACUACAGUUGCAGAAUUAAAAAAUCAGAACAUUAAGUAUGAAGCUUUUGAUUUUCAUCAUGAAUGUCGUAAAAUGCAAUGGUAUAGACUGGAGAUUCUCAUGGCUCGCCUCACUAAUGACUUGGAGCAGAUGGGUUAUUUCUUGUUAACAAGAGAUGGAGUAUUAGUUUCUGUUCAAGAUGGAAUUUUCAGAACAAAUUGUAUAGACUGUUUAGAUAGGACAAAUGUAGUACAAAGUAUGCUAGCAAAAAGAGUUCUUUCUGAUGCUCUAUCUAAGUUAGAAAUUCUUAGAAAUGUAAAUGAACAUCCGUCAUUAGAGUUCUUAUUCAAACAGGUUUGGGCUGACAAUGCUGAUAUUGUAAGCACUGAAUAUUCUGGGACAGCAGCAUUGAAAACUGACUUUACAAGAACAGGUAAGAGAACCAAGAUAGGAGCUAUGAAAGAUAGUAUAAAUUCUAUGACCAGAUACUAUAAGAACAACUUUGCUGAUGGCUUUAGACAGGAUUCUCUGAAUUUGUUUUUGGGGCGAUAUGUGGUACAAGAUGGCGAGUGUUUGACUGUAACCUGUCCAUUAGAAUCUGAGAGAAACUGGCGUUACGCAUCAUUCCCAUUGGUCCUUUUAGUGGCAUCAGCAAUGUUAAUGGCACACAUGAUAUUGCCUUCAAGAUAUACUACAGAAAUUUUACUCUACAUGUUAUUUUGGGCAGCGAUGGUGGCUGGUACUUUUACAACAAUUAUUCAUCAUGGCAAGCAGUAUAUUGACAAGCCCAAGCUAUUGUAAAGCUAGAAUUGAUUCUUAUUACUUCCGAUUGCUGUUAAAUAUAUAUUUUAUUCAAUAUCUUAUGAAAAUUGUAUUCUUAUUACUGUAAAAAUGUGCAAGUCAAUCUAUAUUAAAAGUAUCUGAAAAUUUUAACAA
Phymastichus coffea is the source of this 2359-nucleotide messenger RNA. RefSeq names its product phosphatidylinositol-3-phosphatase SAC1 (gene Sac1). The transcript has 8 exons. Gene Ontology annotation, cellular component: endoplasmic reticulum. The record is from RefSeq and is a predicted model, not a curated record. Gene Ontology annotation, biological process: phosphatidylinositol dephosphorylation. NCBI's taxonomy places the organism in Eukaryota, Metazoa, Arthropoda, Insecta, Hymenoptera, Eulophidae. The coding region runs from base 473 to 2224 and encodes 583 amino acids. Gene Ontology annotation, molecular function: phosphatidylinositol-4-phosphate phosphatase activity.